This is a messenger RNA of Cladophialophora immunda, 783 nucleotides long. RefSeq lists its product as uncharacterized. The transcript has a single exon. NCBI's taxonomy places the organism in Eukaryota, Fungi, Ascomycota, Eurotiomycetes, Chaetothyriales, Herpotrichiellaceae. The coding region runs from base 1 to 783 and encodes 260 amino acids. The record is from RefSeq and is a predicted model, not a curated record.
AUGACCGAGAAGCCGACGCUGGUCUUCGUCCCGGGCGCGUGGCACUCAUCAGCUUGCUAUGGCAAAGUGAUCGAGUGUCUUCAAUCCUGCGGAUACACGUGCAAGACCAUGGAGCUUGCCACCGUGAACCCUGCGAACCCGGCCAUCGACGACGCAGACACAGACUCGGAAAUUAUAUCCACGACCAUCGAGAACAUCUUAUCGACAGGCAAAAAUGUUUUCCUGGUUGUCCAUUCCUACGGUGGAAUCCCAGCGUCAAGCGCUACACACUCGUUCAGAGACCGGACAUCUCCUGGCGUCAUGGGGAUAGCAAUGAUUGCAGCAUUCUUGCCUCCGCCAAAGACUUCAUUAGUAGCGCUGCUAGAGAAGCAUCCGACCACUUCGGAGUCGGGCUUCCAUAAGUUCGAUAGCACAGGACAUCUAAUUGAAGUUGGUGGUGCUGGACCAGAAACUCUACUCUACAAUGACCUUCCCGCAGAAGAAGCUGGUCUGUGGGCAUCACGACUCCAACCACAUUCAUGGAUAUGCAACAUCAAGCCGCCCUCUGCACAUGGAGUAGGAUGGCACCACAUCCCUACACACUAUCUGAUCUGCGGGAAAGACCAGGUAGUGCCGCCGUCUCUACAACGACAAAUGAUAGAUGAUGCAAACAACACGUUAGUAAGCAUGGGCUCGAGCCUGAGGAUCCGUGGGGAAGUUGUGGAGUCUGGACACAGCCCUUUCCUCAGCAUGCCGGUUGAAACUGCGAACUACAUUCGGAGAUCUGUUGGAGAGAAAAUUUGA